Messenger RNA from Aureococcus anophagefferens, 2460 nucleotides. RefSeq lists its product as hypothetical. Lineage: Eukaryota; Pelagophyceae; Pelagomonadales; Pelagomonadaceae. The coding region runs from base 1 to 2460 and encodes 819 amino acids. The transcript has a single exon. The record is from RefSeq and is a predicted model, not a curated record.
AUGCAGCAGCCGCGCGGCCCUGCGACGCUCUGCAUCAAAGCGAAAGAGAUCGAUGCGCUCUACGACGCGCUCGGCAAGAUCCAGCGCGCCUUCGCCGCCGCGGCGAUCCCGUGGACGCUGACGGGCGGCUCGGCGCUCGGCGCCGUGCGCUCCGCGUCGAUCCUGUUCUGCGACGACGACAUCGACCUCGCCGUGCUGGGCCGCGAGCAUUUCGAGCGCGCGCGCCGCGCGCUGCGCGCGAUCCCCGGGCUGCGGCACGCGCCCGCGGGCGGCCGCAACGGCCUGUGCUGGGACCGCGUGCGGCCCGAGGCGUCGCCGGGCGUCUGGGUCGACGUCUUUCUGCUGGUCGAGUACGCGUCGCUCGACGCGCUGCGCGAGGCCGUCGCCACGAAGCGGAACGGGUCGCCGCAGGACGGGGCCGUCGUCGCAGCGGCGGUCGCUCCGUGCGCGGCGCUGCCCGCGGACGCGUGGCCGCUCUGGCACUUCGGCGAGAUCGAGGCGCGCGGCGCGGGCCUCGCGAUCCAGAAGUGGCCCGGCGAGUUCGUCACGCGCCCGGAGCUGCCCUUCCGCGGCGGCGGCCACGCGUUCGGACCUUUGGCGGACGUGCCGCUGCCGCCGCGGCCGCUGAGCUACCUCGUCCGCGCCUUCGGCGACGACUGCCUCGCGGUCUACUACGUCGACCGCGAGCACGAGCAGUACCGGACGGGAAACGCCGCCGGGGCGCCGCCGCGCCGCGAGAAGACGGCGCUCGCGCCCGAGCUCUACCGUCCGGUCAUGCCGUCGCGGCGCGACGCGCGCGUCCGCAGCGACCACGGCCUCCCGCGGCUGCGCGCGAAGGUCGCGGCCAUGGCCGCGGCCGAGGGGCUCGCGGCGCCCCCGCGCCUGCCGCCGCCGCGGCUCCUCGUCGUGUCCAACGGCCCCGUUGCCGAGGCCUUCGAGCGCGACGCGGGCCACGGCCGCUACGCGCUCGGCUGGGGCGCGCCGAUCCGCGCGGCGGACGUCGUCCGCGCCGCCGCGGGCUACGAGGCCGUCGUCUGCGCCGCGGAGACCGUCUGCGCCAACGACCUCGAGCCGCUCCGGCGCGCGUGCGAGAGAGCGGGCGUCGGCUGCCGCGUCGUCGGCGAACGCGGCGACCGAACGCCGGAUGGUGACGACGACCCGGAGGCGCGCGGCUUCCGACGGUGGUGCCGCGCCGCCGUCGCGGGGCCCUGGUACGCGCCCGCCGGCGCCGCCGGCGACCUCGACGCGCCGGGUUUCCUCCGCGGCCGCGCGGUCCUCGCCGCGCGUCGCGCGGUCCUCGCCUCGGGCGUCCGCGCGCAUCCGCCGAAGCAGCCGCUCGUCGUCCUCGCGGCGGGCGUCGGCAGCCGGCUCCGCGCGUCGACGAACGUGACGCUGCCCAAGUGCUGCGUCGACGUCGGCGGCCGGUCCAUCUUCGAGCGCAUGGCGAGCAACGCGGCCGCGGCCGGCGUCGAGGCCGUCGUCGUCGUCGUCGGCUUCCGCCGCGACGUCGUCGAGGCGCACGUCGAGGCCGCGUGCGCGAAGCUCGGCAUGGAAGCGACCUUCGUCGUGAACGACGACUUCGCGUCGACGAACACGUGCAAGUCGCUGCUCGCGGCGCUCCGCGCCGCGCCGUCGCUCCUCGACGGCUUCUUACUCGCGGACGGCGACCUGGUCUGCGACGCCGAGGUCUUCGACCGCGUCGCCCGCUUCCCGGGCUCCUGCGCGGCCGUCGCGCGGCCGUCGCCCCUCGCCGCGUCGUCCGAGGACGCCGAGGCCGUGCGCUGCCUGACGAACGCCCGCCACCAGAUCACGAAGAUCGGCAAGGCCAUCGGCCCGGGCUCCGUCGGCGAGUGCGUCGGCCUCUACGGCGUCUCCGGCGCGGCCGUCGCCGGCGCGCGGCUCCCCUUCUUCCUCGACGCUUCGGAGGCGUCGGAGUACUACGAGGACUCCUUCGACCGCGCGCUGCGCGCGGGCGGCCCGCGGCGCCUCGACAUGGUCGCGCUCGACGUCACGGGCUUCGCCUGCGUCGAGGUCGACGACGGCGAGGAUCUCGCGGCGGCGGUGGGCGCCGUUGGCGUCGUCGCGCCUCCGGUCGUCGAUGGCGUCGCGGUCGCAGAUCUGCCAGCCGCGGAGGCCGCCGCUGAAGACGCCGUCGCGCCUGCGGCCGCGGUGCCCGAGACGGCGCGGCAUCCAGAGGACGGCCGCGUUACGCCCUGUGAAGGGCCCGGCGCCGAGGACGCGCUCCCCGCCGCGGACGACGUCGAGACCGUCGCGCUCCCCGAGGCGGAGCGGCUCGACUACGUGCGCAUGAAGGAGGAGCUCGAGGCCAUGAAGCGGACCAACGCCGACGCGCGCGCGCUCUUCCGGGGCCUCGAGAUCGACGACAUCGACGCCGACCUCGACGCGCUGGCGGGGCGGCCGCCGGUGGGAGACGCCGCGCCGGCGUGGAACACCAGAUAA